Molecule: messenger RNA, 4754 nt
Organism: Epinephelus fuscoguttatus (brown-marbled grouper)
Lineage: Eukaryota; Metazoa; Chordata; Actinopteri; Perciformes; Serranidae
Gene: aida
Product: axin interactor, dorsalization associated
Exons: 10
Coding region: 252-1166 (304 amino acids)
Biological process (GO): determination of ventral identity
Cellular component (GO): membrane
Molecular function (GO): phosphatidylinositol binding
Source: RefSeq, a predicted model, not a curated record
AGCGACCCCGCGUCCCAAAACGCGCGCACCCUGAGCUCCGGGCGGGACUUCCUCUCUGCUGCGGAUGCGAUAUUAGGGUGAGCAGGCAGAAAGGGCUUGGUCGGGGUGUCACUGGUGUAUCCGUGCGGCUCCGGACAGCAGAGAACCGGGCUGACGACGCCGCCGCUGCUUGGUGCCGCUGAAGCCCCGUAGAUGAGCCUCCUCCCCGGCUAUGCUGCCCUGAGAGCGCCGCGAGUACCCGCCCUGCCAACAUGUCUGAUGUCAACAAGACUAUUCAGAAAUGGCACGCCAGUUUUAGGAAAGGCACAGACUUUGACUCGUGGGGACAAUUAGUGGAGGCUAUAGAUGAGUACCAAAUUUUGGCGAGGCAGCUGCAGAAAGAGGUCCAGUCUACAAACUCAUCAGACUUCACAGAGGAGCAGAAGAAAACUUUAGGAAAGAUUGCAACAUGCCUGGAGAUGAGGAGCGCCAGUCUGCAGUGCACACAGUCAAAAGAGGACUUCAAGUUAGAAGAGCUGAAGAAACUGGAAACCAUAAUUCAAAAUAUUCUGACCUACAACAAAAAAUUCCCCUUUGAUGUGCAGCCAGUGCCCCUAAGGAAAAUCUUCGCUCCAGGUGAAGAGGAGAACCUGGAGCUGGAGGAGGAGGAGGACGCCGCAGCAGGAGCAGGAUCCAUAGAGGCUUUCCCCCCUAGAGCCCCCGGUACCUUGUUGCCACGGUUACCCUCAGAGCCUGGGAUGACACUACUCACACUAAAGAUCGAAAAAAUCGGGUUGAAGGAUGCUGGGCAGUGCAUCGAUCCGUACAUGACCAUCAGUGUCAAAGAUUUGAACGGCAUAGAUGUGAACCCAGUGCAGGACACACCUGUGGCCUCCAGGAAGGAAGACACCUACAUUCACUUCAGCGUGGACGUGGAGAUCCAGAGACAUGUGGAGAGAUUACCAAAAGGAGCAGCUAUCUUCUUCGAAUUCAAGCACUACAAACCCAAAAAGAGGUUUACCAGCACUAAAUGUUUUGCCUUCAUGGAAAUGGACGAGAUCAAACCCGGCCCCAUCGUCAUCGAACUGUACAAGAAGCCCACAGACUUCAAGAGGAAGAAACUGCAGCUUCUAACAAAGAAACAACUCUAUCUCCAUCUCCAUCAGACAUUACACAAGGACAGCUAAGUCGCAGCGCGCCUCGAACUUUGACCCGCCCUCUUUUUAAUCUCUCCCAGCACCCACAUCCAGCAGAGUGCGGUGCUCCACCUCAUCACAUCCAGCAAUACUAAACCAAGGUCGUUUUUUCUCCCAAUGAGUAUAUGAAGAAAGUAAAGAGUUUUGUAUUCUUUGAUUCUGUUGCCAAGUGCGUAUCCCUCCUCCAAAAACACUCUAAAUAUGUUUGCCCAUGACCAGGUGGAGGCACACGGCGUUCAUAUCACAGCAGGGUUAUGUUGAAACAGUCAACCCACCUCAUCUCCAGUCUUCCUCAGCUCACUGAUUUUUGGUAAAUGGGACACAACAUGAGUUACUGCAGGUGCUUCAUUUGAGUUUUAUGUGGAGUUUGCAAAGUCAUUCCCUGAAUAAAUAACACAACAUGCAAACAGUAACGUGUUUGCAGAUAUUAAAAGUUAGUCCACAAUGGUUUGUGUGUGCCACGAUUAGACUUUCAUCGUGUUUAAUUAUUAUUAAUUGAUUCGAUGAAUUUAUUAAAUGCAUAAAAAAAAUUAAAGUCCCCAAAUUAAUAAUUUAGUUUUAUUUAUUCUUGCUAAAAGAGAUACUUUACCGAUUGUGUUAAUGCAGUGGUUCCCAACUAGUGGGUCCUGGUCCAAAAGUGGGACCAGGAGUGACUUGUGAACAUGUCAAGUUUGUUGACAACGCUUUAUUUUGAAGUUCAAUGCAUUUCCAGCACAGAGCUUUUAUUUUGAAGUGCCGUUCCCUGCUGUAGAGUAAGUGACUAACGGACAGCUACAUGACAGAGACAGCAAACUAGCUCAACCAUAUGGUCAAACACAAGUAUGAUGCUGAAUAUAUCAAACUGUGAGGACCUUGAACUAAUGACUGAAGAUAAAUCUGGACCCAGUGUCUGGACCAGGUGGGAACCACUGUGUUAAUAAAGUGUGGUAAACUUGCCUCCAUCUUACCAGCGGCCACAUCUCUGCGCUACAAGCCGAAAACACGGUGGAACUAAGCCGCGCUGAUGAAAUAUAAACCAAGAUUCUGUUACUGUGUUGCCUAUUUCUUGCCGAAAAUGUUUUAAUUAACAUGUAUUAGCUUACAGUUUAAAUGUAAUUUAAGAAACCCUUUGUUACCAGACCUGCCGCCAUUUUGUUUCCUGUGUCAAUUUACCAAAUGGCAAGGAAACUAUAAAAGACAGAAAAGGCAUGACGUCAGUGACAGCGUUCGAAUUUUGCAUGUGUGCUAGACUUUGGUGCCACUGCUAUUUAAGUCAGUGGGAGGGCAAAUCACACUCUAACCCAUUAUAUCUUUGUUGUUUCGCCUUUGACCGAAAAAUCCUUCCACCAGAUUCAAACAAACUUUGUCAACUGUGUUUUAUCUAAAUGUGCGUGUUCGUUUUCCUUGUUACUGGUUUCCAAAUAGAUCACGGCUCUGUCCGUCAGCUGCCCCUGUGCUAACCUACCUGCUGCUAGCAGGAAGUAUUGUAGGCUACAUGUAUUUGAUAUCAUUACUGACCAACCUUCAAACAGUUAAGGAUAUUUAAUAAUCAGGAGGGCUAACGUUAGGCAGCUCUAUAAUGUUUCUAAAUAUAAUCAGGAGGUGCUGCUAAAUGUGGACCUCCAUUACUUACCGGUACUUGUUGCUUUGUUCGUCAGUGAACUAAGUUAGCAGUUGGACUUUGUUUAGCUAUGAUAGUCAGCGGACGCCCUAUGUUAAUUUGGGGAUAAAACCAUUAAUGUUAAGCGAUAACUCUGGUGAAGGUGUAACAGAAACAAACAGCUGCGGUGUCAGAGAGUGAUAGCAAAUGUUCUAUUGAAUUGAAUUGACCCGUCCCGGUUGGCUGCAUUUCAUGAUGUAGCUCAGAGCUAACAUGGGCUUAAGUUGAAUAUGCAGCUGACGGACAGAGCCAUGAUCUGUUUGGAGACCAGUAACAAGAAAAACAAAUGUGCACAUUUAGAUAAAUAUCGUAUAAUGUGUGUUUCUUAAAUAUGGUGGAAGGAUUUUUCAGUCAGAGUUGAAACACUAAAGAUAUGAUGGGUUAUAGUGUGACUGCCAUGUCUGCUCCUUUUAACUCCAAUAGAACUGACAUCAAAGUCUGGCUCCAAUGUGAAACUGACGUCAUGUCCUCUCCUUCUUUUAGAGUUUCCUUGCCAAACGGCCCAGCUGCAUUGUGUCACCCACUAGCGGGACUGGUGCAGUGCAUUCUGGUAGUUGUAGGUUUUCUACCUCUUGAGCAAAAGCAAACGUCACAGCCCUUUUCUUUUGUUUUCUCUGGCACCAAUCUCAAAAGUAUUUCCGUCUUUUUACCACAUAGACAGCCUAGUUUUAUGAAAAGACUGUCUCCCAGUAGUGAUGCGUCUGAGAAAAUCUGGAUCACAAAAAUAAUUUUUAAAAGACUAUUAGAUAAAUUAAUUUAGGAUCAUCUCAGAAUUUAUGUGCUUUAACAUUCACACUUUCCACUUUUUUGAGUUGUUAAAAGUAUAAUGCGUUUGAUUAGUGCGGCCUUAAUUUAAAGCAGCAGAUACUCUGAUUGGACAGCUGUCGUGUGCAUGUUCAAUCAGAGCUCUUCCUGCUGUUCAAUAUGUUCUUCAAGUUUCAGCUGGCACUCUGUUGUCUCUACAUUAAAGCUAUCAUAAGAUGAAAACAGCACAUUUAUAAUUAUAUAUAAUAGUAAUCCUAAACACUUAAAAAGUCACAGACAGUAUUGAAUCCAGCAGUGGCAUCUGCAAUGUUAAACUGAUGCAGGUAUGGGUGAAACAUACAGUAGAUGUCAUUUUAUGAUGCACUGACCAUUUUUAAACGUGGUGUCGGCUUUGUCAGGACAUAUCUCAAAUAUAAUUUCUGUACUAAAUAUCUGUUUCAGCCCAGAAUUAAUAAGAGUAGCAGUUAAAUGUCUCCAUCUCAGUUCAGUGUUCCUGCUUCAGUAUGUAUUGGAUUUACUAUAUUUAAAUACAGUUUCAUACGGUUUUAUAAAUGCAUUAAGAUUAAAUUGGAUGCAGCAUGGUUUGCAUGAUUCUGUAUUCAGUGUUGCGGUCCAGAUGUUUUUUUCUAAGCGAGCAGAAACGUUCAGGUUGCACGUUCGUCACCUGCCCCGGGAGCGUUUCUUUUUAAACCAAGUGUUAAUCUGCAGAUCAGAUGUUAUGUAUACAGAUAUAUUUGAUCUAUAGAGGAUGCAUCUUUACCGGCAAAGGACAGGAAUCGUCUUCUCCUUGAGCCCACUACUACCUUCUGAGAUCUCACACCACCCUGUCAUUAAGGGCUUUUUUUAUUUUCAUUAAAGUUGCAUGUAAGUUUUUAUGUUUCCUGUCUGACUCUGCAGAUGUUUGUGUUCACUAAAAACAUCUACAUGUUUGAUUUCAGAUUUUAUUUUUGUAACGUCACAAUAUUCAGGACUGUAAAUUAACUGUAAGAUACACUAACUGCUGAGUAUACAGUAACUGUGUGUGUGUAUGAUGAAGCGCAACGAGACGGGGUGAAGCGAGGCCUGUGGAGCGCUUUGAGUUUUGUUUGACAGACUGACGGGGAUUGUAUCGAACAUUUACAAUGCUUUUAAUUUCUAAUAAACUACAAAUGAAGCAGCUUGGUUGGUGGUUUCAU